AUGGACAGGAUCGGCGCGAACAUCAUUUACGUCGAUCGUAGGGCGGUUGAGGAUCAGACUGCCGACUUUGGCGUCGAUGAUAGUGUCGCGAGCAAUGGCGCUCCCGCUGCGGAGACAGAACACUUGGAACAGAGUAUCAGAGCGCUGAAAGAUGCAUUUGGUGGUGUCCAAGUUUGCUCAAGUAGCGCGUCCUGUCUCUCUGCUCUGACGGCUCUCCACCACGCCUCCACGAUCGACCAAAUACCGACGAUAUUACUGAUAGACACGCCCUACGAAGAGAACGUGACAGACCGAACUUCCCGAUCCAGGUCUCCAUCACCGCAUUCGCGGCCAGUGCAAGGAAACGAACACGAGGCCCAGAUAUCUGAUGUCGAGCUCUAUGGCUUGCGCCUUUUGCAGAGGGUUGUCGCCGAGGCAGACAUGUUGAAGCUACUGAAGCUCGUGGUGCCGAUACCCGUUAUUUCUCCGCCUGUGCUGCCCCAGGCUGGUCCCGCAACUGCGCCGGGCUCGGUAGAGACGGGCGCCAUUGGCGAGACCAUGGCAUCGAGCUUCUCGCAUACCAGGCCUGAACUGGUCCGCAGAUGUCUUGAAUACGGAGCAGCCGACGUUAUGACCAGCCCUCUUCAACAGCAAAACAUUGAGAGCAUCGAGGUUCAUGCGUACAAGGCUCGUCAAGCCGCGACAAGGGAACGGGAGGCAGUUCUGCAGGUCCGGAAAAACAGAAAACGUUCCUGGGUCGGUGUUGACACGGGAGGAAAGCCAUUCGCCUAUCUCCGCGAAGCCAUGGUGUCGGGUUUGAUGAAGGGAAUAUGCAGGUUUGACGACGAGGAUGAAACCUCUCUCGGAACGUUUAGGAUAUCAGUCCCCGCAGAAAGACAAGCGAGGAUCGCACAGGCGGUUGGCCAGUGGCAUUUCUGCGCACACGACUUCUCAGAUGACGAGCUUGUUGUGGCCGCCUCGCUCAUGUUCAGUCACGCCCUCUCCAUGCCCGAGCUGGAGCAAUGGAGAAUCCCACCAGACCAACUCACUCAAUUCGUGAUCGCCUGCCGAGCUGCCUACAACAGUUUUGUGCCGUAUCACAAUUUUCGGCACGUCGUCGACGUUCUGCAGGCUACUUUCAGCUUCCUUCUGCACACAAACACAAUCAUGCCAUACAUUUACUGCGACGCCUCGGAUGAUGCGCCCAAAUCUCCCGUGGAGGCCUUGUUGACGCCGUUCGAGGCCCUAACACUACUCAUCACGGCCAUCGGACACGAUGUGGGACACCCGGGCGUGAACAACGGCUUUCUUGUUACAUUAAAUGCGCCCCUUGCACAGCUUUACAACGAUCGUUCGGUCUUGGAGUCUUUCCAUUGUGCGGCCUUUUCGCAAAUACUCCGGAGACAUUGGCCGUCCGCCUUCGAGGACAGGAAAAUGCGAGGCCUUAUGAUCAGUUCCAUCUUGGCAACAGACAUGGGCCUGCACUUUGACUACAUGAAGAGGUUGGCAGACUUGAAAGAAAAGCUUGCGGCCAAUGAAUCUACCGAAGGAUGGAACAGCCGCAUGGUCGAGGAGCAAAAAGGCCUCGCGUGUGCCUUGCUGAUCAAAUGCGCAGAUAUCUGCAACGUGGCACGGAACCAUGACACGGCCUUGCAAUGGAUGGAUAUCCUGGCCGACGAAUUUGCCCGGCAGAGAUCUAUGGAGAAGGAACUUGAGAUCCAGACUUCACUCAUGGCGCCCCCUCUGACAGAGCGGGCUUCUCAGUUCAGAUCUCAGCUCAACUUCAUGAACAUGUUUGCCAUACCACUCUUCCAAGGAGUGGCCGACGUACUGCCUAACAUGAGAUACUGCGUCACCGAGCUUACAACCAACUCGGAGCUCUUUCAGCAGAAGAUUGCAGAUGCACUGGCCAAAACGCAUCCAGAGCGCCGUACUAGCCGCCAGGACCCGCCUCAACACAGCACACACGCGAAAUCAAACUCCGGGUCUGCCCAGGCCAUGGACCAGAUAGCCAGGUCGGCAAGCACUCCAGAGCUGAGGGGCGGCUACAAAGCGGUAAAUGGCAUGGGGCCUCAUUUCGAACCGGUCAAGGAACUCGCUACCGGCGAUGACGGGCCUACUGGACCGGAACGGCAACGCUGCAGCGAGACGACGACUGAAGGAGGUAGCUUUGCCCAAGUGAACGGCGAUUGUGCCAGCAGCGCAACGACCGGCAAGAUGCCCCUCUCACCUAGUACGAAAGGAACAAGCGUUGUUAGCCAGGAAUCUAUGGAGCGACCUAAAAGCAACCCCAUCCCAAUGAUUUCAGCACCGGAUUCUGCGAAAAGCAUGACCGAGCCGAAGAUGGAUGGUCAACCGAUUUUCGAAGUGGAGACAGCAAGUACCCUCAAGUCGACCGACGAUCGAUCCGUCAAGAAGAGACCAAGUCGCUUCCGGAUGAACGCUUUUCAAUUCUUCAGGAGACACAAGUCUCCUGGUCCUGCUACAGAAACCCCUUGA
Molecule: messenger RNA, 2478 nt
Organism: Diaporthe citri
Lineage: Eukaryota; Fungi; Ascomycota; Sordariomycetes; Diaporthales; Diaporthaceae
Exons: 4
Coding region: 1-2478 (825 amino acids)
Biological process (GO): signal transduction
Molecular function (GO): 3',5'-cyclic-nucleotide phosphodiesterase activity
Source: RefSeq, a predicted model, not a curated record